GGUGCCGUCAAACGCGCGCACACCGACACUGACAGCCAACCAUAAACUUACUCAAAGAAAGGAAAAUCAUACGACUUUUUUUGUUGGAUUUGAUUCACCACUCUGUCUCUCGGUUUCCGUGUUUGUUGUAUUGAAAGAAGAAGAAAAAACCAAGUAAUCAUUUUUCUACGUGGAUCAAUCGGCAACAACGCGACCACGAUAUCGAUAUGCGAACUCAGUUUAAUUAGAUAAACCGAACAGAGAGCGAGAAGAGAGAAAUUGUGUGUGAGUGAACAGUUUUCGGAAAUUGAAUUGAAUUUGAAGCGAAACAAUAUCCACGGGAAUGAAAUAAAGGAGUUUAAUUAGUUUCGUGCGUGUGCUCUUGAGUUUUUGAAUUUGAAUUUUAUUCAUUAGUUUUUUUAUCCGUGGAAAAUAUUCAGUAAAUUAGAUUUCAUAUUUAUCUUUCUGUGUCCUGAAUCCGGUUUGGGCUAAUUUUUUGUGUGGAGCCGUGGAACAAUUGCAAAGGGAUUACAUCGAACAAGUACGUCUAAAGUAUCAUUUGUUUGUAUCGAUUAGUCGGCUUUGUGUGUGACUUUGUACUCUCGUGGAUACAUUCAAAUAAGAAAAAACACUUGAGCAUUUGCUUAUCAAAACGAUAAAAAAAAAACUCAAUCGUUUCGAAAUUGAACCAAUUGAAACAACGAAAGGGUGUUUUAGUGCAAACUAUAUGGCCCAAGUGUGAAUGUUAUUAAAUGUCAACAGGAAAUGUACUGAUUUUGAUACAGCAUCCAUAUCAAGUGCACGAAACAGCAACAAAGAUCGACGGCAGCCCAGCAAUUUAGCGAGAAUAUUAAGACACCAAAACCAAAGAAAAUCCUCAUCUUUAGUAUAUACCAAUAGUUGCUUCAUUCCAAUCGAUUUAGUGAUUGACUCGAAGUAAAUUAAAGACAAAACCCAUCGAUAAAAUUAUCGAAUCGACAACAAACAAUUGAAACAACAUAAAAUACAUCAAUUUACGACACAGUAAUAACAACAAUACUUGGAAAUAUAAUGCCGGCAAAUAAACGUCGUUCACGUAAUGGAAUCGGAAACUCAUCAUCAUCAUCAUCUUCGACAUCAACAGCAGCGGCCGCAGCAGCAGUUCAGCAUAAUUUAAAAUCAUCUGUAAAUCCGAUUACAAAAAUUUUCAAUAAUCUCAACGGCUUUGCUAAUGGUAGCAGUUACAACGGAUAUCAUCAUCCGUCUAUCGCAAAUCAUCAAGUGAACAAUAAUCAUUCGGGCUCAGCAACAACAACAACGGUGGUAACGACGGCCAACGGUGGCAUCGCCACCGCACCAUUAACAUUUACUGCGAAACAACAGCAACAAUUGGAUCGCAACGCAUUCUUGUUGACAUUGACCAAAGAGCAAUUGAAGGUCGAGUGCCGCAAACGUGGCCAAAAAACAACCGGAACCAAAACUGAACUGCUUCAAAGAGUAGGAUUUAAGAUGUCACUACAGCAACAGCAACAAAAAGCGGUCGCACAAAAUAAUAAUGGCGGCCCACUACAGAAGACACCACCGAAAUCAGCUAAAACUGCCAAUGGCUCGGCAUCGGGCAAUGGAUCACAUUCGAAAAACAAGGAAUGGGAGAAAACCGAACGAGAAAAUCUUGUGCUUUGGUAUCAUCCCAUUCAAACGGUGAAGUACAGCACAUUGGAAUCCGUGGAAUUGCUACGAACAUAUGGCAAAAAGACUUUAGAGAAUAAAUUAGCUAUUACAAUUAUCAUUGCCGCGAUAGCAGUAUUAAGUACACUGUACCAUAUUCCGGGCAAUCAUCAAGUACUGAUUACCGCGGUACGCACCAAUUUAUGGUUUGUCGUGUAUUGGGUUGGACUGGGUGUGCUGUCAUCAGUCGGUUUGGGCACCGGCUUGCAUACGUUCCUAUUGUACCUGGGCCCACACAUAGCCAGCGUCACGUUGGCUGCGUACGAAUGUAAUUCGUUGAACUUUCCAUCGCCACCCUAUCCAGAUGAAAUUAUUUGUCCUGAAGAUGUGACAUCCAGCUAUGUUCCAUCGUUGUGGAGCAUAAUGAGCAAGGUGCGUUUGGAAGCAUUUUUAUGGGGAGCUGGUACUGCACUCGGUGAAUUGCCGCCAUAUUUCAUGGCCAAGGCAUCACGUCUAUCUGGCUACGAUCCAGAUGAUGCCGAGGAUCUCAAAGAGUUUGAAGAAUUGAAUAAGAAACGUGAGAUGGGUGUUGAAUUGAGUUUAUUGGAACGUGCUAAGAUUUUCAUGGAGAAAGCCGUUGAAAAAGUUGGAUUCUUUGGCAUUUUGGCAUGUGCAAGUAUUCCAAAUCCAUUGUUCGAUUUGGCUGGCAUUACAUGUGGCCAUUUCUUGGUACCAUUCUGGACAUUCUUCGGUGCAACAUUGUUGGGCAAAGCUGUGAUAAAGAUGCACAUUCAAAAGGUGUUUGUUAUCAUUGCGUUCAGCGAAACGCUGGUGGAGAAAGCGGUCGAUGUGCUGGCAUUGAUUCCAUGGAUGGGACCACGUCUACAAGAGCCAUUCAAAGCAUUCCUUCAAAAUCAGAAAACCCGAUUGCAUCGUUCCAGCAAGGAACCACCAAAAGAGUCGAAAAAUCUCAUCGCUAAACUGUUUGAGUACUUUGUCGUUGCGAUGAUUGUCUACUUUGUCAUAUCAAUUGUAAAUAGUUUGGCUCAGAGCUAUCACAAACGAAUUCACAAAAAGAAACCCACAAAGAAAGACUAAGCAUUUUCAGCCGUUCAUCGCUAACUGCACCAGGAUGAGCAGUCAAAAGGAUAAAUGCAUGCGUUAUUUACACAUUUUUUUUUCUAAAUGAAUGAAUAGAAAAAAUAGCGAAAGAAUGUUGCUUAAAAUUGUCAAGAAAAAACUAAACUAAACUAAACAAAGAAUGAAUCGAUGCAUCGCAAUUGAAGCAUUAUUAUUUAGAUUGUCAAUACUGUGUAACCACCCCCCAAGUUCGAGAGUUGAUUGAAGCGAUUGCAAAAAUUGUACAAAACAAACAAAUGAUUGAAAUGCAAGACCACUUCGGGCAAAAUCAAUGUAAAUCUAUUCCAAAUUAGUUGCUUUUCCAAGCGCGAGAGAGAGAUAAAAAUGAAGAAAGAAUGAAAAAAAAAUAUUAACGGUUUUCUUUUGUAUUUGUAUUUGUCGUACGGUAGAUGUUUAAUUUAUUUGAGAAAUUCCAAAAGAGAAAUGGCACUCAAAAUGAGUUUUUUUUAAUUCUGCGCCCAACGCCCAUCUCCCCUUACUAGAUCAACCAAAACCAGUCACAUCUUUUCGUCGGCAUCACAGCGACGACAUAUAGACAAGUCUGUUGUGUUUGUAAUUUCAUGUAGCAAAUUGUGAGGAUAGACAAUUAUUCAGUAAUUAGUUUGUAAGCUAAUCAUUUUAACGAAUGAAUUCAAUAAUGAAAGAAGAAAACAAAAAAUACGAAAACAAAAUGAAUGAACCAACAGCAAAAGACCAUAAUAAACAAUAAACAUGCUAUAUUGAAAAAUACGCUUCUGCCACUAAAAAUGAGUCCAAUUCAAUGGCUUACAUGUUGAUCAAUUUAUACAACAACAACAAAAAAUAAUGAAAACCAACACUAAUUGCAAUAAAUGAAACAAUAAAAUCCACAACGGUGUCGAAUACAGCUUAAAUACAUUCGCAGAUUUUAUGGCAAGAGAAUUGCGUAACUGACGUGAGAAAAAAGAAAUAAAUUCACCAACUUUCCUCUCAAACACUCUAUCCAAAUUGACUCAGGAAAGCAUGAUGCGGAUUGAAUGUGGAGCAAUGAUAAAAUGAUAACAUUAUAAGAAUCUACACGAUAGUUUGGCAACAAUUUCAUAGUUUAUGGCGAUUUUUGUUUGGUGUUGAUUGGAUGUGAAAAUUCACCAUAAAAUAUCCUAUGCAUGAAUUUAUUUUCUUCUUUCAUUUUGGAGUUUUUUUUUCUCUAGUAAUGUCCUCUUUCGAAAAAUUUUCAUCGAAAUUCCAUAUUUCGCAAAUAAAAUCGGUUGUGUCGAUCUAUAUACAAACGGUUUACAAUAUUUUUACCUAUAUAAAUCACAAAUCUAAACCAAAUCUGCAAAAGUCACUGAAUUUUCUUUUUGUCACUCGGUAAACACACAAUUCAGUUUUAUUUUCAAUUCAUACGAAAUGUAGAACAUUUUUAUUCCGCUUUUUUGUACACACACUCUAUCAAAUAGGACUUAGAGCAGAAAAGAAGAACAAAAAAAUACCGAAUAGUUACAGUUUUUUCUAGUGUCCAUACCUGUUAAGUGUCAAUUUGAAAUUUCCGCUGUCAAAUUGAUUGCGAUAACAAAUUUAUAUAGACAACAUUCUAUGCCAAUGCCAUUUUACAAGUUUUUUACAUAUGUAUUUAUGCAAAUGAAAAAGAUAAGAAAAAAAGAAGAAAACAAAUUGGAGUGAGAACACAACAGAUCGAUAAACCAGCAAAUCAGUUUUUAGAUUGAAUUGAAAUCGUGUAUUUAUAUUAUUGUAUAAUUUUUAAUUUAAAAAAACGUUUUAUUUGUAAAAAAAAUUUAAAUUUAAAGCGAGAGAUUUCAUUCGAGUGGAUGGAUUCAAUGAAUGCAGUGUGAAUUAUAUUAUGUAAAAAUCCCACACAAAUGGAGAAAUAUACCAUUUUGAAUGAUGACAAAAAAAUAGACAA
Molecule: messenger RNA, 4648 nt
Organism: Sitodiplosis mosellana (orange wheat blossom midge)
Lineage: Eukaryota; Metazoa; Arthropoda; Insecta; Diptera; Cecidomyiidae
Gene: Tango5
Product: vacuole membrane protein 1
Exons: 6
Coding region: 1030-2724 (564 amino acids)
Source: RefSeq, a predicted model, not a curated record